UAUGGCCUAAAAAACACAAUAAGAGCCAGGGUACUAGAAUAUACGUAUGGUGUGAGGAUUUUUCCAAAAUGGACUGAAGAUGAUCCUCUAGGACGAAAAGUUAAUGAUCGAAUAUAUAAGUUUCAUGAAUUAGCCAAACGUGGAACUUGCGUUGAUGAGUAUAGUGCGACGUAUUGUGAUGAACCGGGAAUGCGUUUAUUGGGAACCUUUGUCAUUGAACUGCCGGAUACUCAUCUCGGUCUAAAUAGAACAGUGGAGUAUACAUUUUUCUUUGGCAAGAUGAAUAUUCAUGGUAUUGCAAAGAAUAUGACAAACGGAAAUAUUUACAAUGCUUGUAUUGAAUUGGAUUACAAUUAA
Messenger RNA from Acaulospora morrowiae, 357 nucleotides. The record is from the annotation of a GenBank genome assembly. Lineage: Eukaryota; Fungi; Glomeromycota; Glomeromycetes; Diversisporales; Acaulosporaceae.